Messenger RNA from Heterocephalus glaber (naked mole-rat), 4460 nucleotides. RefSeq names its product cytochrome b reductase 1 (gene Cybrd1). Gene Ontology annotation, cellular component: lysosomal membrane. The record is from RefSeq and is a predicted model, not a curated record. Lineage: Eukaryota; Metazoa; Chordata; Mammalia; Rodentia; Bathyergidae. Gene Ontology annotation, molecular function: oxidoreductase activity.
CUCCCCGCGGGCGGAGACCGCGCCCAGAAGUCGCCACCCGGGCGGACCCGCCUCGCCGAGCUCCGAGGAGGCUGCCGGGGCGCGGAGUAUGGGGCUCUGAUGACCAUGGACGGCUACAAGGGCUUCCUGGGACUCCUGGUGUUGGCGCUGCUCUUCGGCUUUCUGUCGGUGAUCUUCACGCUCAUCUGGGUCCUGCACUACCGGGAGGGGCUCGGCUGGGACGGGACCGCGCUGCAGUUUAACUGGCACCUGGUCCUCAUGGUGACCGGCUUCGUCUUCAUCCAGGGGCUAGCCAUCAUCGUAUACAGACUACCAUGGACCUGGAAAUGCAGCAAGCUCCUGAUGAAGUCCAUCCACGCGGGGUUAAACGCUGUUGCUGCCAUUCUUUCAAUCAUCUCCCUGGUGGCUGUUUUUGAAAACCGCAGGGCCAGGAACCUCCCCAAUUUGUACAGCCUGCACAGCUGGGUUGGACUGAUAGCUGUCAUACUCUAUGUCUUACAGCUUGUCCUAGGUUUUUGCAUCUUUCUGCUUCCUUGGGCUCCACUUUCUCUCCGAAAAAUUGCCAUGCCCAUACAUGUUUAUUCUGGACUUUUCCUCUUUGGAACAGUGAUUGCAACAGUCCUGAUGGGAGUGACAGAGAAGCUGCUUUUUCUGGAAAAUAAUCUAUACCGUUCAUUCCCACCAGAAGGCAUUUUCGCAAAUACCCUUGGUCUUCUGAUUUUGUUGUUUGGGGCCCUCAUUUUUUGGAUUGUCACCAGACCACAAUGGAAGCGUCCUACAGAACCAGAUUCCUCCAUUCUCCAGUCGAAGGGAGGUGCUGCAGAAGGAAUGGAAGUCACCAUAGCAGUGAGCUUGGGCAGCAACAUGGACAAAUCCGAUUCAGAGUUAAACAAUGAAGUAGCAGCCAGGAAGAGAAACUUUGGCCUUGAUGAGGCUGGCCAGAGGUCUACCAUGUAAACUGUCGUCAUGCCAUAUAACUUCACAUUUAAACGUGUAGCCAUAUAAAUUCACCUUUAAAAACUAAUUGUACAGUUUAGCUUCUCCUACUUAAUCAUGAGACGAUUGAGCUACGUAGUGUCAAUAUUUGUUGUAAUCACCAAGGAGGAUUUCUCAAAGGAGUUUGGAUUGAUUAAAGUCCGUGAACUUACCCAAACUGGAAAGGACAUGAACAAUAUAAAUAAUAAUAGAUAUAAAUUGGGUUUAUGUUGAUCUUUCUUAUUGAGGACCAAAGCAUUAUCACAGUGCCUUGCAUGGAGCAGAUGUUCAAAGUCUGUCUGUCAGUUUGAUAAACUAGCAGUGUCCUGACCUCAUGUCAGUCAUUUCCUAUUAAUUCUGGGAGCCCAGUGAUUUCAGAACUAGGUAGAAUCAGCCCUAAAGUUUUAAAAUCAGAUCACUAAUAUUGGGGACAGGGUUUAGAUCAUUUUCCUACACAAAUAUCACAACAGAAAAAAAAUCUUUAGGAAAACUACUAGUUCCCUUUCUCCAUGGCAGACUUCUGCUUCCUCACCCAGCUGGUUUGGGCUCAGAUUGGCUCUGGAUGCCAGUGUUUAUAUGAGGGUAUUUUGGAGCAGUCUUUGGUUCAUCGAUAGCUGAAGAGAUUUUCCUUGGACAGAUUUUGAAGAUUUUCCAAAACUCAUCUUAGUCUCAAGACUUCCUGAGCUGGUGUACUUUACAAUCCAGAUUCUAAACCUCUUAGAAUGAAAAUAUGCCUGAAUGCUUAAGCAACAUACACGACUCUCUAAAACUCAGAAAAUAACUUUUUCCUUAGUCUCUGAUUUUUAUUUUAAAUUAAAUUACUUACCUGGCACUCCAGCAUCUGGCUAGACACUCUUUUAAGCACUUUAUAAUUAGCUCCCUCCACCUCUAGACAGACUUUCUGAGGUAGGUAUUAGCCCCAUUUUACAUGUGAGAGAUCUCAAACUUGGAGUAAUUGGUAACUCGACCCAGUGUCACACAGCUCAUAAGCAGUGGAACUGACAUUCAAAUGCUGGCAGUCUGGCUCCUCAGUCCAUGCUCCUAACCUUUUCACUCUGCUGCUCUUCUGUUUUGUACUAAUUUGCAUCACUUUGACUUGGCCUUGGAUAUAUCUCAGUCGCUGGAGUCGGGUGGAAUGGAGGUGUGAAGGAUGCUUUUCCCUUUGACUCUUCCCAUAAGAUUUCCCAGGCAGCCCAGGAAAAGGAGUCUCCCACUCCUGGAUAUAGAUCUAGGGACCUCUGCCACAACCACAAGUCAUAGCCUGCCUUGGUGCCCAUUGAAUCUUAACAUUGUGUCUUGAUGACAGAAGGAUUUGGGAAAGCACAUCUGUAGUUUUCAAGAUUAACUAAUUAAUAUUCGUUCUCCAGGAUUUGGAAGGGCAGUAGUGGGGAGACUGAACCUGAGCCUUCUACAUGCUAGACAAAUAUUCUGCCACUGAGCUACAUUCCCAGCUCUUCAGGAUCUUAGCUCCUGAACAACUUUGCAGCUGGAGAGACCUAUCUCACAGGCUCCCCUUCCCUGGGGCUAUAGCCAGGGUGUUUCCUGACUUUUGUAAAAUUUUAAGGGAUAUUUUGAGCCUUGGGUUCUUAGUGGUGAAUUAAGGCUUAGAGAUGGUAACUUUUCCAGGAUGGGAAUCUCUAUGUAGGCUCUAAACUGACUUAAAAUGUAGAGUAGCACCUAUGCUGAAAUGAUGCAUUUGGGGUUUUGGUUGGUUUUCAGCUUUCAUGCAAUUUUAAACUGAAGCAUUGAGAGCGGAUGUGGUGCCUGAGGCAGAAGGAUCAUUUGAGCUCAGAAAUUUGAAGCCAACCUGGGCAACAUAGUAAGACUCCAUCUCUUAAAAACAACAACAAACAGAACACUGCAGCUUUUUAACGUGAAUAAGAACCUUACGGUUUACAUCAAAUAUACUUAACAUUUUUGGUGCUUCAAGGGCUUCCUUUUAGGUAACUGACUAUAUUUCCAAAGGCCGAAUACAAAUUACACUCUAGCAUAUCCCUUAAACUUCAUGAAUAACCAUUCAGGAUUCCCUUAUUGCGACACGGUUUGUUUGUUUUUCUUAUUUAAUUAUAUUUCCAAAAUUGUUAAUAGGGUCAGAAGGAUGGCAGUACCCAGCCCAAGACCAGUUGUAUAGUAGCACAAUUACAUUCAGUAUGAAUGCUAAGCAGUUGGUAAGUAGUUGCCUGGUCACCCACAAAUAUAGUUUGAUAAAUGGAUGUUUCAUUACACAGAAGUAUGCAAACUUCCAUGACUUCUUUGGGGCAAGAAGGGGAUAGUGACUGAGUCUCAAGAGUUGAGGCACCAUUCCUUUUUAUGUAGGCCAAGAAAGAGGUUAUCAGUGUAAAGCUAAUUACUCGGCACUAGAAUAGAUCCAUUGCAAAGUUUUUGAGCGCCCCUCACCUCAGCCCUUUAUUUUCUCUCAAGCAGGCUAAUGUGAGGGUAAUCUUACAGAUAUUGUAGGAACUUCUUUCUUUUUCAGCCCUUAUGAAAAGGAUGCAUAGUAAAAUAUAUCUAGAAAAACCUUCUAUUUGAGACUUUCCUUUUAAUGGGUUUUCUUUUCUAAUGAUAAUUGCACCUUUAUCUCUCAAAAGCUAAUAUUUCCUACCUAAAACAUCUCCCCCAAAAAUAUCGCAUUAAAAAGCCCACAAAGAAUAGGGGAGAAGAAAGGCUUAGGUAUCAAUUCCAAAAUAAUGAUUGAAUCCUCUAAAAUAAUUACAGCUUAUAUCAUCUGAAGAGAUAAUCUGGCUUGGCUUACCCCAUAAUCUAAUUUCAGAAAAGAAAGCUUUAUUUUAACACUCAUGUAAGUCAACAUGAAAGGCUUUUCUCUUGACGGGUUUAUUGAGAAACUCAAAUGAAUAUACUUUAUUGAAUUAAUGUCAUCAAAAGUAUACAGUUUCCUGUGCUUGUGUCAAACUGAACCCACCUUCCAGAGCACUUUCUUUACUUGUAUGGUUUCAUUUAAGCUGAGCUAUUUAGAAAUAGCAUCUCAGACCUCACAAUGAAAUGACAAAGAAGGCAAUUGCACUUUUUAAGGAAUACUGACAAGUGGUUUCUGUUUUGUGAAGAACGAAAUAAAUUGUAUGUCUUGUCUUUAAUUAGGCUCUUCUCCCUGCUGAGUUGAAAAAUCUGUACAAUACUCAUUGACCACAACUGCCAAAUUUAAAGCACAAAGGAAGAACUAAAACCUUAGGCCACUUUUGUUGCAAUAUGAUGGAAUUUUAUCUUGAUAUAUUCUUUUUAGAUAACUCCAGCAGAAAACUGUAACUUCUAUGUCAUAGCUACGCAUAGGAAAGUAUAGAAGAAAGUUAUUCUUUAUCUCCUACAAGGUACCUGAGAGGUUUAGUGGAAAAAAAAUAUUUCUCUUUUAAAUUUGUCUUUUUAUCUUAGCAGAUUUAUGGGAAAAUAUUAAAUAUCUUGAAUAUUUUGUAGGAAAGAUACUCAUUUAUUUUUUCUUUUUAUAUAGCAAUAAAAAGGUAUGUUAGAAGCUU